Aspergillus neoniger CBS 115656 is the source of this 942-nucleotide messenger RNA. RefSeq lists its product as uncharacterized. Bases 1 to 942 code for a protein of 313 amino acids. The transcript has 3 exons. The record is from RefSeq and is a predicted model, not a curated record. Lineage: Eukaryota; Fungi; Ascomycota; Eurotiomycetes; Eurotiales; Aspergillaceae.
AUGCGCAUGCGCAUGCCGCCGCUUCGUGAUCUCUUCCCGACGAAAUGGCGUAAUCACAACUUGAUGUAUAUAUUGAUGACCAUCGAACUGCCUCUUACGGUCAUCAUCCUCACGCUUACGGGUAUCGCCUCUCAUGACCUCUACCGGACGAAGCUUUGGCAGGAUGGCGCAGACAAUGGGUUUAACAGUUCGCCAAAUGAAAGGCUCUACGCCGCGGCCAACCAUCGGUCCUUCAAGACCCCCAUUGUUUGGAGUUCAUUUAUCACCGAGUACAACCUCGUCCUUGGAAUUCUGAGUGUCUUCGUGUGGAUUACAAAGAUUCCGGUCCACAUCCUUCACAUGCUUACUCCGCCCUUGUCGGCCUUUGUCCACGCUGGCUUGAUCGCCGUGUAUAUCUAUUCCGUUCGUUAUCAGGCCGGUCCCGACAUGUCUGACCCCGAGCAUCCUCAACCGGGCGCACCAUGGUACAUCACGAAGAAAUGCUCAGUGGCUGCCGUAAAAACAGACGUUCACUACUGUAUGCAAGCCAAGGCACUGUUUGCAUUUUCGAUAAUUCUCAUCCUAUACUACGUUGUCGUGCUCGGCGUCAGCUUGCAAAACUGCGUCAUGACGAAAGAAGAGCGUCAAGAACGGGAAGAGCUGCGCGAAGAACGAAGGACUAUGAAAGAGUUCGAAGACUACGUUCUCAAGUCGCCUGGUAUUCCUAUGACCGUACCAAGGCAAACCGGGCCCAUGCCGACGGGCAUGCCUGGCAAGGCACCAUUCCAUAAGACUAUCACUCGAAGCACGGAUGUAUCGUCGGCGGAUCUUCCACUUCGUCAACACUUCAGUUCACCGAACCCUCGCCGCUCAAUGCACCAAGUGUCGGCGGAGACACUUUCCGGGCAUCAAGCCCAGUCCCAGACAUCCUUUGUGCAGACCAACAAGGCGGGGGAGAACUAA